This is a messenger RNA of Cuscuta campestris, 1356 nucleotides long. Lineage: Eukaryota; Viridiplantae; Streptophyta; Magnoliopsida; Solanales; Convolvulaceae. The record is from the annotation of a GenBank genome assembly.
AUUACAUCUUACUUUUACAUCACAUCAAGGGCAAAAUUGGAAAGUCAACUACAAUUUAACACUUCCUUAUUUUCCCCCAAAGUCAAAAGAGGAACUCUUUUGAGAAACGGAGGUAGUAUUAGAUAUUUGAUAUAAAAACUAUUAUGAGUAAAUGAAAGAAAAAUUGAUAUAUAAAUAUAUUUUGUUUGAUAUUGCUACUAUAUACGGAGUAUCUAUUAGAAUGUCAUAAUCAAUGUGGAACAUAGGGACCCUCAUGGGUAAGUCGAUUGAGUUGGUGCAAGUUCUCAAGAGGAGAAGGAUUCAGGUGGCAUGCGUGCAAGAAACCAGGUGGGUGGGCACUAAGGCGCGAGAGGUUGAUGGUUUCAAAUUGUGGUAUUCAGGUUCAGCUAGGGGAAGGAAUGGAGUCGGCAUUCUGGUGGCGCCGGAGCUGCGGGAGUUUGUGGUGGAGGUGAAGAGGAUUAGUGAUCGUCUAAUGUUUAUCAAGUUGGUUUUGGGUGGCUGUGCGAUCAAUGUCGUGAGUGCUUACGCCCCGCAUGUUGGCCUGGCAGACGAAGUUAAGAAGGAGUUUUGGGACGCCUUGGAUGGGGUGGUUGUUGGUUUUCCACUGACUGAAAAAGUCGUCAUUGGAGGCGACUUCAAUGGCCAUAUUGGAGAAUCGGCCGAUGGCUUCGAGGACGUGCACGAGUGUUGGGCGGUUAAGAAGACUCAUGUGCGUCGUCUGCAUGCGGCGGAGAUGCGGAUGUUACGAUGGAUGUGCGGGAAGACAAGGUUGGAUAGGAUUUCGAAUGAGGUUAUCCGACGUCAAGUAGGUAUGGCACCGGUGGAAGACAAGUUGCGGGAAGCGAGGUUGAGGUGGCUUGGCCAUGUGAGACGGCGGGAUGCUGACGCCCCUGUACGGAGAUGCGAGAGGACUACAGUUCUCGGGGGAAGUAUGGGAAGGGGUAGACCUAAGAAGAAUUGGGAGGAGGUGAUAAGACAGGAUUUAGGACUUCUCGACCUGACUGAGGAUAUGACCCUAGAUAGGAACCUUUGGAGAACUAGGAUUAGAGUAGCUGGAUAGGAGCUCGGUGUUGUAGAGGUUGUUUUGUAGUGUGUUGUAUUUGUUGGGAAUCUUUUGCUAUUGUUUGUACUUGUUACUUGUACUUGGUGCCUUAUCUGUGCUAUACUGUGUUCUCUUCCAUAUUUUUGUGCAGGUGGAGCCGGGGGUCUCUUGGAAACAGCCUCCCUACUUCCGAGUAGGGGCAAGGUCUGCGUACACACACCCUCCCCAGACCCUACUGUUGUGGGAUUCAACUGGGUUGUUGUUGUUGUUGAUACGUUGCAAACAAUACGUAGUAGUAAAGAUGUAUUCAUUUU